AUGGUUACUACGCGCAAGCGUGAGCUUCGACCUGAAGACUCGUGGCGCUUUGUCGAAGGAGAGAACGACAGUUUUGAUACGAGUAUUCUUCCAUCGCUUGGUGAAGAAUCACCACCACCUACGUCUUCUGGAAACUUUCCUUCUCAGCCCUUCUCCCAAGACACCAUCGGCUUUGCUUCGCAAGACAGCAUUCGCGACUUCGGCGCUGACCCGGACGACGAGCAAAUCAUCCUCCGAGAACCGUUUCGGCCAAGUCUUUCUCGCGCAAGUGUAAGCGCAAGCGGAGAACGGGUCUUUAGAACGCCUGAUCCAGAGUUCCACAUGCCUCGUUUAGAUGCCUCAUAUGAGGGAAGUGCUAGGAGUGAGCAGACGGUAAGAGGCUUGGGGAUAGGAUAUGGCGGCGAUGAGGGCAAGGGAAUGGGGCGCAUGAGAUCCGACGCUGAAGAUGAUUACUACCGCCGUCAAUAUCGCCAUGCAGCGCCACCGACAGUUGGCGGGCAACUCGCACAGAGCAUUCCCUCAGCGAUUUACAAUACCCUCGGUUGGUUCCUCAACGUCGUUGGACUUGCGUUUAGCUAUGCGCAGAAACCUUUUGCGAUUCUGUUGUCGAUCUACCUCUGCUUUGGCGGCCUUAUUAUUGCGCAGAAUAUGGCAACUCGCUCCAUCGCCGCAUCUCUUUCACCGAUCUGCCGUAUCCCAGGCGCAUCGAUUCUCAACCUUCCGUUUUGUCCAUCUCCAGAUUCUAUUGUGCCACCCGGUAGCGAUGGAUCACCUGUCGAGUUCGACGAUCUCAUGAACGUGCAAUCCAAGUUCGAGCAGGUCCUCGAAAAAAGCUCUGAUGGCGUAUCUUUACCUUUUGAAAUGAAACGGUCGGAAACGGCUAUCCGGGACCUUCGCAGCCUUGUGCGACACAGCGAUCUCCAGGCCCGCGAUGAGCUUCUCUUUGAGUUUGAUGGCUAUGUGGAUACAGCGCGACAAACAGCUGCUGACUUGCAGAAAUUCAAUACUCAUGUUGGUUCGGCCGUUGACGCCGUCAUAAGCAUCAAUCGCUGGACGUCUCGCUAUCUCGAUACCUUGGGCCCCGAAGCAGAUGAUGCGACUGCGCUAUCUUCGCCAUCUCCGAUCCUCGGCUGGGCAUCUUGGCUCUUCCAUCCUUUCCAGCCAACUACCGAACACAUCUUCAACGAGCGCGUUCUUCUUGACAAGUACAUUGAGCACACGGCUCUGGUUUCAGACCGUAUAUCGACUUUGAUACUCGAAGCGCAAGCCGUUCUACGUUUACUCACGAAAGCGGAGGACCACCUAAUGCUUAUCUACGACAUCAGCUCACGCUCAUCUGCUGAUACAGCAUCUCGCCGCGAAAACAUCCUCUGGAACAUCUGGACGAUUGUCGGCGCCAACUCGAACCAACUAAACAGCCUUUCACGCCAACUCGCUCUCCUACGCCAGGUCGAUACGCAGCGUUCUUCAGCAGUUGCGCAGGUCAACGCACUUAUUCUUGAGCUAGAGAGCAUCCAAGCCGGUCUUGGAGACCUUCGCGAUCGAGUGGCCGAGCCCGAAGUUUUACGCAACAGCAUUGGUGGAAGCACUCCUGUCCCUCUGAGUGUGCAUAUUGAGACUAUCGAUCGGGGAGUUGAGCGCCUCGAAGACGCAAGAAGCAGGAUUCGUGCUGCUGAAAAUGAUCGUGUACGAGAUGCAUUAGCCAGAGGAGGAGUGCGCAACGAGCCGCUACUUGAGGGGCAAGGAAAGUGA
Messenger RNA from Fusarium coffeatum, 1752 nucleotides. RefSeq lists its product as uncharacterized. The transcript is spliced from 2 exons. Bases 1 to 1752 code for a protein of 583 amino acids. NCBI's taxonomy places the organism in Eukaryota, Fungi, Ascomycota, Sordariomycetes, Hypocreales, Nectriaceae. The record is from RefSeq and is a predicted model, not a curated record.